This is a messenger RNA of Aspergillus chevalieri, 4260 nucleotides long. RefSeq names its product chromatin-remodeling histone chaperone SPT6 (gene spt6). Gene Ontology annotation, cellular component: transcription elongation factor complex. Gene Ontology annotation, biological process: transcription elongation by RNA polymerase II; transcription elongation-coupled chromatin remodeling; positive regulation of transcription elongation by RNA polymerase II. The record is from RefSeq and is a predicted model, not a curated record. Lineage: Eukaryota; Fungi; Ascomycota; Eurotiomycetes; Eurotiales; Aspergillaceae. The transcript has 4 exons. Bases 1 to 4260 code for a protein of 1419 amino acids. Gene Ontology annotation, molecular function: DNA binding; nucleosome binding; histone binding.
AUGAGCGCAAACAAAUUCAUCGAGGGCGAGGCCAUGCUGGAUGAUGAUGAGGAGAAUGAGCAGGAGCCCCCCGAUGAUUAUGACGAGGAAGUCCGGGAGGGUCCUGCGAAGCCGCCGAGAGGCUACGCAAAUGAUUCUAGUGAGGAGGACGAAGAAGAAGACGACGAAGAAGCUGCUCGCGCGGUCCAAGAAGGUUUCAUUGUCGACGAAGACGAAGAGAUUGAAGACCGCGCCCAGCGCCGACAAGAGAAGAAGAAACGACGGCGAGAAGAACGCGAGCGCGAAGAGGAACAUUUGGAUGAGGAAGAUCUGGAAUUGAUUGGAGAGCUUAACCCAGCUAUACAACCCCCAGUCGCUUCAGAGUCCAAAUUCAAGCGCUUAAAGCGUGGCCACAAAGAACGCGACCGUCCCCGACCGUCUCGUGGCAUCGAUGACAUGUUCAACUCGGAUGAAGAGGAAGAAGCAGGCGAAUAUGCUCGACCUCGACGACCAAUGCACGAUGAGAUGGACGAUUUCAUUGAGGAGGAUGUCUUCUCCGACGAUGAACAAAUACAGCGGGAGCGGGAGGAUGAUCUCGAAAUUGCGCGCCCCAAAGCUCGCGUUACUGGCCUAGGCCCCUCUGACAUGGCGGGAUUGGACGAAAACGCGCUGGAAGACAUGCGUGCCGCGUUCGGUGACGGCAACGAGUAUGCUUUUGCCCUGGAUUUGGAGGACCAAGAAGAUGAGCAGGAGGAGCACGAAGAGAGGCAUCUGGACCUGAAGGACGUCUUCGAACCGUCGCAGCUGGCCGAGAAGAUGUUGACGGAGGAGGACAACCAUAUUCGUCUAGCUGAUGAACCGGAACGCCACCAGCUCUCACGCAAACCUUAUACACAUGUUGUCUUGACAGAUGACCAGCUCCGGGAAGAGGCAGGCUGGAUAUCGAACCUCAUGCUUCUCAAGAAACGCAUUGAGCCCGAUUUGCAUGAGCCAUUCCAGCGUUCCGUGGCUAAAGUGCUGGAGCUCCUCGUUACAGAUGAUUGGGAAGUCCCGUUUAUCUUCCAGCACCGGAAGGAUUAUAUGAUCCAUGCAGCCAAAGUGCCCACGGACGGAGCAAUGGAUGGAGACGGACAAUACAAGAUCCAGGCUGAGAAGCUGCUCAACAUGACAGAUCUUUGGGACAUUUUCGACUAUGACCUCAAGUUCAGGGCGCUGGUAGACAAGCGGAACACCAUCCAGAAAGCCUAUGACAACAUACAAAGCUUGUUCGACGUGAAGGAUCAUGUGAUCGAAGAGAUGCUCCCUAUCGCCGUCACCAUGGAGGAGCUGCAAGAUAUCCAGGACUACAUCCACUUCCAAUAUGCAACGCAGCUGCGCGACAUGAAUUUGGCGAAUGGUGACGCCAACGGCGAUGUGCAGCGCCGUAAGGCCUCGGGCAAUUCGUUCUUCGAGCGUAUCCGCAACAGCAGAGCCUACGAGUUCGUGCGCGCCUUUGGAAUUACAGCGGAUGCUUUUGCACAAAACGCCAUGAAGCAAGGCCAUCGUCAAUAUACCGAGGACCCCGCUGUGCGGCCAGAUGAGAUGGCCGACGGGCUUUUGGACAGCGAUUUCUCUAACCCUUCGCACGUAGUCAAGGCUGCCAAAGCCAUGUUCGCAGAGGAGCUGGCGCUGAGCCCCAAGGUGCGCAAGGUGAUCCGCCAAGCCUACUACAUGAACGGCGCAGUCGACUGCUUCCGGACUGAAAAGGGUCUCCGGAGAAUCGAUGAACAUCAUCCCUACUACGAGUUUAAGUAUCUACGGAACCAGCAACUUAUCGACAUCGCUCGUCGACCAGAGCUCUAUCUUCGCAUGUUGAAAGCCGAAGAGGAAGGCCUGGUGGAAGUCAAGGUGCGUUUCGAGAACUUUGAGCACUUCCGGCAACGGCUAUACCCGGAUAUCGAGUCGGAUAAUUACAGUGAACUCGCCGAUGCCUGGAACCGGACACGUCGGGAUGUUCUGGACAUGGCCCUGGGCAAGCUAGAGCGCUUGAUCAACCGCAGUGUCAAGGAAAAUAUCCGUCAAGAAUGUGAAAACCAUGUGGCCAAGGAAUGCCGGGAAGCAUUCUCCCAGCGCCUGGAUCAAGCUCCUUACAAGCCCAAGGGUAUGGUUCUGGGAACCGUGCCUCGCGUGUUGGCUCUCUCGACGGGAACUGGCAUUGUCGGUCGGGAGCCUAUCCAUUGGGCUUACAUUGAAGAGGACGGGCGGGUGCUGGAGAAUGGUAAAUUCUCGGACUUAUCGAUCGGUGACCGGGAUCGCGCAAUUCCGGAUGGCAAAGAUGUGGAGGGCUUUGUGGAUGUGGUGGAUCGACGGCGACCCGACGUCAUCGCAGUUUCCGGAAUGUCUCCGGAGGCACGCAAGCUGUACAAGCUGUUGGCCGAAGUUAUUGAUCGGAAGGAUCUUCGUGGGGCUCCAUACACGGACGACCGCGACGAGGAGGUCAGUGACCGCCUGGAAGUGGUGAUUGUCAAUGACGAGGUUGCGCGGUUGUACCAGCAUAGCGAGCGAGCCAAGAGAGAUCAUCCUGGUUUUGCUCCGUUGACGCAUUACUGUGUUGCCCUCGCUAAGUACCUCCAGAGCCCGCUCAAGGAGUAUGCAUCGCUGGGUCGGGAUGUCGUCUCGAUUCAGUUUAAGCCUGGCCAGCAAUUGGUUGCUCAGGAGUUACUGACGAAGCAACUGGAGACUGCGCUGGUGGAUAUGGUGAACCUGGUGGGUGUCGACCUCAACGAAGCAGUUUCCGAUACGGCGACGGCCAAUCUUUUACCCUACGUCUGUGGUCUUGGUCCUCGCAAAGCGGCCCACCUUCUCAAAAUUGUGAACAUGAACGGAGGCUUGGUCAACAACCGCGUGGAACUUCUGGGUGUCAACGCACAGUAUCCCGCCAUGGGUAUCAAGGUGUGGAACAACUGUGCCAGCUUCCUGUACAUUGACUACGAAAAUGCGGACCCGGAUGCGGAUCCUCUGGACAACACCCGUGUGCACCCAGAAGACUACGAUAUUGCUCGCAAGAUGGCAGCCGACGCCCUGGAAUUGGACGAAGAAGACAUUAAGGCGGAGACGGACGAGAAUGGACCAGGAGCCAUCGUGCGGAAAUUGUUCCGUGAGGAAGCACAAGAUCGUGUGAACGAUCUGAUUCUGGAGGAAUACGCCGAGCAGCUGGAGCGGAACCUGAACCAGCGGAAGCGGGCGACCCUGGAGACGAUUCGAGCCGAACUACAGCAACCUUAUGAGGAACUGCGGAAACCGUAUGUGUUCUUGGAAACGGAUGAGAUUUUCACCAUGUUCACAGGCGAAACGGCCGACACGCUGUACGAGGGCAUGGUGGUACCAAUCUCCAUCAAGCGGAUUACAGACGACCACAUUGAUGGCAAACUGGACUCGGGCAUCGAUGCUCUGGUGCCUGAAUCGGAGAUGACGGACCGCUACGACAUUCCCGUGCGAGCGCUUUACUCGAUGCACCAGACGGUGCCGGCCAAGAUCCUAUUCCUGAACCGGAAGCAUUUCACGUGUAAUGUGUCUUUGCGUGAGGAGCAAGUUAGCCGACCGUCGGGCAAGCCGAACGACCAAAUCAACGGCGAAUGGGAUCACUCGCAAGAACACAAGGAUCGGGAGUCGUUAGAGGAGAAGACCCAAGAUGGUGGCCGAGCGGUUCGCGUUAUUAAACACCCGAUGUUCCGGCCGUUCAACUCCACCCAGGCGGUGGAGUACCUGGGGUCGCAGAGCCGGGGUGAUGUGGUGAUCCGGCCGUCGUCCAAGGGACCGGACCACCUGGCAGUAACCUGGAAGGUCUCGGAUGGUGUCUACCAGCACAUUGACGUGCUGGAACUGGACAAGGAGAACGAGUUCUCUGUCGGUCGGACGUUGAAGGUAGGCGGUCGAUACACGUAUAGUGAUCUGGACGACCUGAUCUUCAACCACGUCAAGGCGAUGUCGAAAAAGGUGGACGAGAUGAUGCUCAAUGAGAAGUUCCAAGAAGGCAGCAAGACGGAAACCGAUACCUGGUUGGAGACGUACACCAAAGCAAAUCCUCGGCGAUCGGCAUAUGCCUUCUGCAUUGAUCCGAAGCAUCCGGGAUACUUCUAUUUGUGCUUCAAAGCUGGUGAGAAGGCUCGGCUCCACAGCUGGCCGGUUAAAGUGAUUCCCCAGGGUUAUGAAUUGCAGAGGAACCCGUAUCCGGACAUGCGGGCGUUGUGCAAUGGGUUCAAGCUGCUAUUUACCAACAUGCAGGCUGGGACGAGGCGUUAA